Messenger RNA from Colletotrichum navitas, 890 nucleotides. RefSeq lists its product as uncharacterized. Lineage: Eukaryota; Fungi; Ascomycota; Sordariomycetes; Glomerellales; Glomerellaceae. The record is from RefSeq and is a predicted model, not a curated record. The transcript has a single exon. The coding region runs from base 64 to 627 and encodes 187 amino acids.
UUCUCAGCCAACAAUCUUUCGGACUUGGCAAAGGAAAGGACAAAAACAAGAAGAAGAAAAAGGAUGAGAACGAGAGAAAAGACGAGUCGGGACAAACUCUGCCUUACCUCGGGUAGAACGGCCAAUGCCGAGUACUUCUCGUCGAACACGGUAAGCCUAGGCCAGAAAACCAAGCAGGAAACCAACCCCCUCAAGAAAAAAAAAAGGAAGAAAAAAGAAAGAAAAAACCUCGAGCACCCAUCAUCGCGAAACCGAUGUCCUCCGAAAAACCCGCAUGCCGGUAAUCUGCAGCAUUUCAUCCCGGCGCGAUGCGUCGCCCACAUAUGCCCGCCGGGCGGCGGGUCCCAUGUCCAUCCAUCCAUCCGUCAUCCCUCCUCGGCCGCGCGCCCGUCUGUAUCUCGCUCCCACCGCCGUUCACUCCCGCACACGCCAGCACCAUGUAUCCGUAUAUGUAAAACCACCAUCGCCAAUGCUUCUUUCCGGUUCUCGGAGUUCCAGGUCGCACAUGUCAUUCCCGCCAACCUACCCGAACCAAGUGUGACGCGCGUGCCAUAUGCUUCCCUGCCUGGCGGAGAAGAGGCCGUGCCACAUCCCGCGCCGCCGGGACUUGGCAUCAGGCUGGUCUAGUUUUGACCACCAGACACAUACAUAGUACGGAGUACACACACAGACACAUACACACUCCAUCAACACGGCUAUUACGUGAUGCCAUGGGUUAGGUGAACGGCUUUCCCUUUCCCGGUUGCCGGAGGGGGGAUCUCGAGUCCCGCUCUCUGGCAACGAAGCGGAAGACCCUCCCUCCCCCUUUUCGAUGGGCAAGUCCACGCGUAGAUGGGGCCCGUCUUGGUGAGUUUCUUCGUGUAACUGAGCGUGGGCAAAACGGCACCGUG